This is a messenger RNA of Symsagittifera roscoffensis, 1585 nucleotides long. Its product is annotated as procathepsin L-like. The coding region runs from base 300 to 1319 and encodes 339 amino acids. Lineage: Eukaryota; Metazoa; Xenacoelomorpha; Acoela; Convolutidae. Gene Ontology annotation, molecular function: cysteine-type endopeptidase activity. The transcript is spliced from 6 exons. The record is from RefSeq and is a predicted model, not a curated record. Gene Ontology annotation, cellular component: lysosome.
AGCACAAUACCUUCUGAAAGAUACUCAAAUAUGGUCCUGUCAAUAUGAAUUUUGCAAAUAACUCAAAAUUUUGAUUCGAAAAUCCAAAAAUGUGAUUAUUAUUGUUUGCUUAUCUACAAUAAAUGGUCAAAGAAUAACUUCGAAUUCUAGAUGUUUUCUUCGAUUAGUGGGGGCAGAUACAAACAAAUUGCGUAGUAAGACUGGGCUGAAAAUAUUUUGGUAGUCAACACCUCUGUCUAUAAAUAUAAAGCGCCACAAGAUCCAAUCAUUCAUCUUCUGUUUUGAAACUAUCCGACAAAAUGAAUCUGCUGCUCGCUGUGUUGGCUGUGGCCGUUGUGCCUAUGAUCACAUUCGCUGCUGUGCCUAAGAAGAUCCUGGACUCAGAUUAUGCCGACUUGUGGAAGGCAUGGAAGAGCAAAUACAACAAGGAGUACGAUACCAUCGCCGAGGAGGCCAAGCGAUUCGACAUCUGGGUCCAGGCCAAGAAAGAGGUCUCGGAGCACAACAUCAAACAUGAAUUAGGGCUGUCAACCUACACUCAAGCCCUGAACGAGUUCUCCGAUAUGUCCGCGGAGGAGUUCAGAUCAAUCUAUCUGGGACACAAACGAAUGCUCAGAAGUGAACACUACGCUGCCGAGCCAUUCCCCGCCCAGGGAUCCGUUCCCGACACUGUAGACUGGGUGUCUGCUGGAUAUGUGACUGGAGUGAAGAACCAGGCCUCUUGUGGUAGCUGCUGGGCUUUCUCUGCCACCGGCAGCGUCGAGGGACUCUUCUACAACACCACCAAGAACCUCCAGUCCUUCAGUGAACAACAGCUGGUGUCUUGUGAUUCCUAUUGUGGCGGAUGCGGCGGAGGCUGGGCCGAGGCUGGAAUUACCUAUUUUGCCAAAAACGGAGUUUACCCUGAGUCGGUGUACCCCUACACAUCUGGAAACGGAUACGUAGCCCCUUGCCAAUCCCCCGGAACCCCACUGACUGGAGUGGUUAGCGGGUACAAGUCUCUGCCCAGUGGAGAUGAGAACUCCCUCAAGGAUGCCUCGGCUACAAUUGGACCCAUCUCAAUUGCCAUCGAUGCCAGCCAGACUAGUUUCCAGCGAUAUUCCGGUGGUGUGUAUUAUGAGCCCUACUGCAGCACUCGAUCUCUGGACCAUGCCGUUCUUCUGGUCGGCUAUGGAACAGACUCAGCCAGCAACGAGGCCUACUGGCUGGUGAAGAACAGCUGGGGAACCAGUUGGGGAAUGAACGGGUACAUCAUGAUGAUCAGAAACUACGGAAACAACUGCGGAGUCGCCACUGAGGCUUCAUACGCUUACCUUUAAACAUGUACACCACUUCUGAGACGCCCCGGAGUCUAUAAAGGAAACACGACCGGAAGAUCUUUAGUUUGAAGUAAAUCUCAACUUGUCGAACAGUAAAUAAGCACCGACUGACUUAAAGACUCAAUUAAGUUUCAAAUAAAGACUCAAAAUUUUUUUAUUGAUUUAAUGCUCGUUUAAUUAUUAUGGCUGUGAAUGAUAAUGACUGUACGAACACUACGAAAUGAAUAAAUGCUGAAAAAAAUCUAGUUCAACCUGCAUAACCAAUU